Molecule: messenger RNA, 1982 nt
Organism: Centruroides sculpturatus (bark scorpion)
Lineage: Eukaryota; Metazoa; Arthropoda; Arachnida; Scorpiones; Buthidae
Product: choline O-acetyltransferase-like
Exons: 15
Coding region: 90-1931 (613 amino acids)
Biological process (GO): neuromuscular synaptic transmission; acetylcholine biosynthetic process
Cellular component (GO): cytoplasm; neuron projection
Molecular function (GO): choline O-acetyltransferase activity
Source: RefSeq, a predicted model, not a curated record
UUCGCAUUGUUUCAACUUUAAAAAAAUCUUCAGCAAAUUGCAAAUUAACAGGUUGCAUUUCGAGAUCCUUUUACAGAAACAAAGAAAAAAUGUCUGCAAUAAAAGAAAGUGAAUUGCCGAAGCCGUCGGUUCCCGAGCUCUCCGUCACUCUAAACAGAUUCUUGGAAGGAAUCAGAGCAAUUGUCCCCAGUGACAAAUACCAGGAAGCUCGAAAAUUAGUCGAAGAUUAUAAAACGUCGGGGGAAAUGCAAAAGCUGCAGGGGUUCUUGAAGGAAUAUGCAGAAAGCCACGAAAAUUACGUGACCGAAUUUUGGCUGAAAGAUAAUUUGAAAAAUACUUUGCCUCUCCCCAUCAACUCCAGUCCGUUCUUCCUUCUGCCGAAGCGGUUAUUCAAUACAGAUGACGAAAGAUUUCGAUUCGUUGCAAAAUUUAUCAUCUUUUCGCUUAUGUUCAAGGAAAGAGUUGAUAGACAAGAAAAAAAGAAUGCACUUUCCAUGGCCACGUAUCGUCACUUUUUCACGGCUUACAGGAGACCAGGCGCUAUUAAAGACGAGCACAUUUUUAGUGAAGGUGGUCCCUAUUUCAUUGUGGUGUGUAACAAUCAGAUAUUUCAAGUGAAGGCGACUUCUUUUAUAGACAGUUAUACAAGUGAAAAAGCUCUCAUAGAAGAGCUCAAGAAAAUAGAAGCGUUAAGUAAGCAGGUGCCACACUACCCGCCAGUGGGGAUUCUCACAGCUCUCAACCGAAAAGAAUGGGCGAGGAUAAGAGAACAAAUGAUCCAAAAUGAUAAUAAUAAAGAAUCAAUUCGGAUUAUUGAAAAUUGUCUGUUUGUGGUGUGCAUGGACGAAUCGAACGAAUGGAUAAGGAAACGAACCAAACCGAAAAGCUUUUCGUACAAGAGGUUGGAAGAUAGGGCUUACCACAUCCUUCACGGCAAUAAAAGUGGACAUUCCACCGGUAACAGAUGGUUCGAUAAAUUUAUUCAGUUUAUCGUAACCAAAAAUGGUGUAAAUGGAAUUGCAAUGGAACGUUCGGUGUCGGAAGGGAGUGAGGUUUUAAGAUUCUGCGAAGAAUUCCUGGAUUUCGUGAAAAAAGACUUACGGGUGCUUCCUACGAGAUCAUCAGACGAUUCGGAGAGAGUUACGAGACUUACUUGGAAUAUCAGCGAAUCUGUGGCAGAUGUGAUCAAAAAUGCAUCGGCCGUCAUAGACGCAAUGAUCGACACAUUAGAACUUAAAAUUUUUAUAUUUAACGAUUACGGCAAAGACUUUCCGGAAAAACAAGAAAUCAGUCCCGAUGUGUUCAUUCAGUUGUGUUUGCAGUUGACAUACUUCAGAAUGCAUGGAAAAAUGACGGCCACUUACGAAAGUGCCUCUUUGAGGAAAUUCAGAUUCGGUUGCGUCGACAACAUCCGCGCUUCCAGCCAAGAGGCUUUGGAUUUUUCAAAGUCCAUGUUAGAUCCUUCCCUGAGUCAGAAAGAAAAAUUUAUUAAGUUCCGGAAAGCUGUUAAAAAGCAAACCGAAAAUCACCUCUAUACAAUCAACGGAGAAAGACCGGAUAACCAUCUUCUCUGUCUAAAGGAAAUGGCUGCUCUACACGGUUUACAAGAACCGGCACUUUAUAAAACAGAUUAUUACAAAGAGUUUCUGGAUUUCCGCUUAUCCACCAGUCAGUUUCCCACGACCUACGACAUCAUAGUUGGAUACGGUCCCGUGGUGCCCGACGGAUACGGAUGUUCGUACAAUCCACUGCACGAUCGUAUCGUCUUUUGCAUUUCUUCCUUCAAAAAUGAUCUCUCCACGGACUCGGAGAAGUUUGCACAGGACCUGCAAUUGAGUUUGAUGGAGUUGAAGGCGCUUUGUGAGAGUGGGAAGACUGCAGUUUCCACCAGCUCACCGAAAAAGGCUGCAGUUAAUGCGGAAGCAAAGUAAUUAAACAAGAAAAAAAUUCAACCAUUCGGAUGUUUUCGGUUUAAGCUGCGG